Messenger RNA from Pangasianodon hypophthalmus (striped catfish), 2090 nucleotides. It is a transcript of the gene cd44a, whose product is annotated as CD44 molecule (Indian blood group) a. The transcript is spliced from 5 exons. The record is from RefSeq and is a predicted model, not a curated record. The coding region runs from base 55 to 1161 and encodes 368 amino acids. NCBI's taxonomy places the organism in Eukaryota, Metazoa, Chordata, Actinopteri, Siluriformes, Pangasiidae.
AUUGGCUCUGGAACUGAGUAUAGACUGUAUCAUACAUACCCAGCAGCAUUAACUAUGCACACCCUUCUGCUUGUCAUGGUCACAUCUGGACUGGUGUUACUUCUGACAACUCAGGGCCUGACUACAAAUUUUGAACCAGAUGCAGACUUCCUUGAAGAGGCAACUGCUGAUGGUUUUAUAGUCAGCACUAAGGGGCCUACCAAAACUGAGAAACCAGAGGAUAAUUACAAUUCCAUUAUUACCCAUGACUCAACUAACCCAGAAGCAAAUCUAUCCCUGUUUCAGAAAGAUAGUCUGCUAAAAGUAACUACAGUCAAAACCCCAGAGGUUAGUACAAAGCCCACCACUGAAAAUACCAACGAACUUCCGAAGAAUGAGAGUGCUACUGUUUUGAUAACAGGUGGCUCAAGCCAAACCACCACAUUGUCCCCUGUGGAGAAUGAUGAAGGCUCUGGUAUCUUCUCUGUAACGGAUAUUGAAAUGCACACUUCAAUGAUACACACCACCAUAGAAACUGCUGCUGAAGUGGACAUUAGCAGCGAUGGUUCAGGCAUGGUUUUGAAUGAGAAGCCAGAAGAGGAUCUCCCAUUCACCACCACUGUCCGUACACUCGUAUUUCGUUCAUCAGAAGAGAAUGCUGUAUCUGGGAAGGGGCGUAAAGCUCCCACCUCGGAUUGGCUGACAACGAUGUCAACCAUUAUUGAAGAAGAAGCUGAAAUUGCAGUACGCACACACAAUGAAGUAGCAGUGGAAAAACCCACGGAUGAAAGUGGUCCAGAUCCAGCAGAGACAGUGUCUUUUGAGCCCGAAGUUCGCAUUAUGAAUUCUGGACAUGAUCCAAAACCCACUAGGUCUGCAUUUGUCAAAGAGGGCACACCUGGUUGGCUGCUCAUCUUAGCAUUAUGCCUGACCCUUGGAGCUGUUAUCUGUGUGUUCGCUGGGAUCGCCACCAAAGACAUGUGGUAUGGGCCUAGUAGGCAAUGCCUCAAUAUCAACUCCACAGAGUCAAAGAAAGAUGAGCAAUAUGACAAAGCAGCGACUCUCCCCCUGUCAGAGAAGGAAAUGGUGGCACUCAUGAGCUCACAAAAGGAAGAGAGGAAAGAAACAGACUGUACUAUCAUCAGCCUUGAAGAAGUUCCAGAAAAGGAAUAUCUGAUGUAGUACUAGUGGGAAUGAAAAGGAAGUAAGCCCUGACCAUUAAGCAAACAUGAGCUAAAAACCAGAGAUCAAGCUGGAUUUUUUUUUUCUAGCUCAUUCUGCACAGUGUUCAGCCUGAUUUUUAGUGUUAAUCUGCUUCAUGGAUAAAUGCUAAUCACCUUACAGACAAAACAUACUUUAAUUAAAUGCACUUCUCACUGUAUAGCAUUUCAGUUUUCACUUAGAGCUUAAAAAUUUGUUUCUCACUUUCUCCUUUCUUUUUAAUCACAAGCAUGAAGUUGCACCUUUUUAAUUUUACUGGUUUCAAUUUUGAAAGAAAAUUGCUUGUUAAUUAAUUGCAGUGAAUAACUAGAUAAGUGCUAGUUAAAAUGUUACUAAACUAUUAUGAAAUGUUAUUAGACUAUUUCACUAUUAUUAUUUGUAAAUACCCACCUGUAAGUACUGUGUACUAAAAUAUAAUGCGUUCAGAUAAUCAAGCACAGAACAAUGAAAUGCAACUUUUUUUUGACAUGCAUAAAAUAUACCUGUUUGUAUUAGGGAAUUAAAAAUGUGCUUAAUUAGUAAUAAGUUGUAUGGUAUAUGAGGACCACAUACUCUUAUAAGCACAGUAACAUGAGAAAGUCUUUUGUGAGCUCCUUUGGCUGGUACUUAUGUUUACAUGCACAAGGCCCCUAAUUACAGUCUGUCCUAUUCUUUUAAUACACUUCUCAUUAUGGGGACCAGAACAUUUGUUCCCAUUUCAUCUUUCAUGUGUGUGGGGUUGGUGAGGUGGAUAGGACAUUGUCUUGAUGAAGAGAACUAAACAAUUUAUUGAACAAUAUGUAUUUUAGUUUAUUUGAGCCCAAAAUAAAAGACACAUAAAAUAACGAUGUUUCCAUUAUUUACAAUUUAACAUUAGCAUCCAUAGAAAAUAGAGGAAAAUCACAUUCAAA